Neoarius graeffei (lesser salmon catfish) is the source of this 1287-nucleotide messenger RNA. RefSeq names its product histidine ammonia-lyase-like. The record is from RefSeq and is a predicted model, not a curated record. Gene Ontology annotation, molecular function: histidine ammonia-lyase activity. The transcript has 15 exons. Gene Ontology annotation, biological process: L-histidine catabolic process. NCBI's taxonomy places the organism in Eukaryota, Metazoa, Chordata, Actinopteri, Siluriformes, Ariidae. The annotation marks the transcript as partial.
CUUGCUCUCUGGAUUAAUGUCUUAGCUAAAGGUCAUUGUGGUGUUUCCUUGGAGACGCUUCAGAAAAAUGCCUCCAGUCUCUCCUGGGUUCCUGAGCAAGGGACAGUAGGGGCAAGUGGAGACCUGGCCCCUCUAGCUCACCUGGCUCUGGGGCUGAUGGGAGAGGGCCGCAUGUGGUCACCACAGACCGGCUGGACUGACACCACAACUGUACUAGAAGGACAUGGUCUGACCCCAAUAUCACUGAAACCCAAAGAGGGACUUUCUCUGAUUAACAGGACUCCAAUGAUGUCAUCACUGGGUGCUGAGGCAGUCAAGAAAGCAGAAGUGAUCACCCGGCAGGCUGUCGUCAUUGCUGCUCUCACUUUAGAGACACUGAAAGGAACCAACAAAGCUUUGGACUUUGAAAGUGAAAAAGAUGUCCAUGCAGUGCGGCCUCACCCGGGUCAGAUUUUAGUUGCCCAGAGAUUUCGCUCCCUGCUUCAUUACCUCCACCAAGGAGAAAUCACAGGUACAUCCACUCAGAAGUACAACCCCAUUGUGUUUUUAUAUACCAUAACACAGGUCUAUAGCCUGUGGUGCUGCCCUCAGGUAUACAUGCACAUUGAUACGAUUGCUUUUGUGAAGAAUAUUCUCAACACUGAGCUAAACAGUGCCACGAAUAAUCCUCUGGUUUUCCCACAGCAAGGAAUCACUAUAUCAGCAGAUCACUUCUAUGGAGAAUAUCCUGCCAAGGCUCUGGACAUCCUGGCUAUAGGAGUACAUGAGCUGGUGAGUAUUAGUGAGCGGUGCAUUGAGAGGCUGUGUAAUCCCUCACCCAGUAAUCUUCCUACCUUCCUGGUGGAAGAAGGAGGAUUAAACUCAGGCUUCAUGGUUGUCCACUGCACUGCUGCUGCCCUGGUGUCGGAGAAUAAGAUGCUGUGCCACCCGGCCUCUGUGGACUCUCUGUCCACCAGUGCAGCUACAGAGGACCAUGUGUCUAUGGGGGGCUGUGCAGCCAGAAAGGCCCUGAAGGUGGUUGAGCACUUGGAGCAGGUCCUUGCCAUAGAGUUACCCGCUGCCUGCCAGGCUCUGGAGUUCCACUGGCCCUUAAAGACCACAGCACCUCUGGAGAAGGUCUAUGAUCUGCUGUACUCUGUAGUCAGGCCACAUGUCAAGGGUGUCAUGAGCUGUGAUAUCGAAGCAGCUCACCAACUCCUCCUAGAGGAAAAGGUAUGGAAGGCAGUGCUACCAUACAUGGACAAGUACAAGGAGAGUGACCACCAUCAUCUCUCUUCUGUUAGCUGA